This is a messenger RNA of Cyphellophora europaea CBS 101466, 972 nucleotides long. RefSeq lists its product as uncharacterized. NCBI's taxonomy places the organism in Eukaryota, Fungi, Ascomycota, Eurotiomycetes, Chaetothyriales, Cyphellophoraceae. The transcript is spliced from 2 exons. The coding region runs from base 1 to 972 and encodes 323 amino acids. The record is from RefSeq and is a predicted model, not a curated record.
AUGUGGAUGGAAGAGAUCGCAGCCAGAGUAGCCGGCCUGCUCGCCGUGCUUCUACUUACUUCUACCCAACUCACUGUUGCAGAAGAUCAGGUUCCGAUCAGCAGCCUCUCUAAGCCAUACAAUGUAUCUCUGAAGUUUGACGAUCUAGCGACCGACGAUAGUGGCAUCGGCUGGCAUCCCACCUCCAAGACCCAGCCUGCCCUGCACUACAGCUCCCUCUACCUGCAGGGCUUCUCUGUCAUCAACACCAGUCGCGCUCAGAUCAAUGCGACUGAUGUCCAAUGCGCUGUGUCUGCUCCGAACGCGCUCUUCGCGGCCAUUGACCGCCAUUCCGGACUACCUUGGCCUCGCUUCAGCACCCGUGACACUUCGGUCCCUUUUGAUCCUCACAAACCCUCCGACCGUACCUUCAAGUUGACAGAAAUGUACUUGAAGCCCGCUGGCGAGUUUACAGGAGUGCCCGGACAGGUUGUUGUAGGAAUAUACGUCAGCAUGCUCAAAUCACCACCAGAUGAUGUUCCGGACAAUGGGAAUGACGCUGCAGAUAGAUUCCCAGGUCUGUUGGGCGGACAGCCAGCGCCUACAUUACGACAUGGCGCGCAACUGGGAGUUGGGUUCCAGACUGCCCGCCAGAAGCCUUUCCGGCUCUGGCCUGGGCUGUUUGGCAGAGAGGUCACAGGGUUUGGGGUGGGGUCCGAUAUAUUAGAAAUCCAGGCAAGCUUGUUGAGAUUCAACGAGAGCAGGGGGGCUUGGGAUGUGGAAGACUUUGGUUUCUGUGUCGACAAUGUGGUGUUCGAGGUGACGCCUGUGGGGAACGAUCACCACGAACAGCUGCAUGUGGGGAACGAGGAGCAGCAUGGCUGCUUAAACAACGAUGCCGGACCCUUGCUAUUCAAGGCAAAUGGCGAGCUUGCACUGGAGGGCGAUCUGGAGUCCGAGGCUCUACUGCAUAUGCUGGAUGAGACCGAGUAA